AUGAACUCUAAUAACUCUAGUCAUUUAUGUGUUUUCUUUUUGGCAGCUCUCCUAACCUUCGUGCCUAUCGUUCGAGCGAAUUGUUCAAAUUCAGCUGUCUAUAGUUCAUGUAAGCAGCGUGAAAGUUCCAAUUCAGCUUUAUGUACUUCAACUGAUUUUGUUUGUAAAUGUAGUGCAGUUAAAGCCAUUUCUGAAUGUUACAGACAAUGUACCGAUGAUCCUAAUAUUGUAGCCGAAGCUGAAGCUUAUUCGUUAGUUGUCAAGGCAUCCUGUAGUGUCAGUAGUUACUAUCAAGCAUUCACAACCACUCGGUUGACUUCUCCAACAAAGGCGAAACAAAUUUCUUCUACUCCUACAAAUGUCAAUCAAAAUAAUAGCAAAAAUAACGGAGUUAUUGUUUUUGUCGGAUUUACAUUAUUUGUUAUCGGAUUAAUAGUUGGCUUCACAUUAGUACUCUGCGCUUUAUAUUUUCGUUCAAAUCGUCUUUCAGUUGAUAUUCUACCAUCAACAAUGACUCCAUCACAACCACCACCACCUUAUGUAAAAUAA
Diversispora eburnea is the source of this 549-nucleotide messenger RNA. The record is from the annotation of a GenBank genome assembly. NCBI's taxonomy places the organism in Eukaryota, Fungi, Glomeromycota, Glomeromycetes, Diversisporales, Diversisporaceae.